AUGGCUCCCCGAACCGUGAUCCCAAUCGACAAGAACUGGCAGUUCAGGCAGGUCGAUAAAGAGGACAGCAAGCUUCUCGCCGUCAGCCAGUUCCCCACAAACGUCCACCUUGACCUCAUCCACCACGGCGUCAUUCCCGACCCCUUCAUCGGCAAGAACGAGCUGGACGUGCAAUGGAUUGGCGAGGCCCAAUGGCUGUACAAGACCACUUUCGCCUCUGAGGCCAUCCCGGAGGGUGCCAAGGCCGUCCUGGCCUUUGAUGGUCUCGACACCUUUGCUACCGUUGUGCUCAACGGCAAGACCAUUCUUGAAACGGACAACAUGUUCACCCCAGAGCGUGUCGAUGUUACCUCGGUACUCAAGAAGGACGGCGACAACGAGCUUGAAAUUACCUUUGAUAGCGCUUACCUGCGCGGCUGGAAGUUGGUUGAAAAGUACCCCGACCACAAGUGGGGAUGCUGGAACGGUGACAACUCGAGACUGGCUGUCCGGAAAGCUCAAUACCACUGGGGCUGGGACUGGGGCCCGACUCUGCUGACCUGCGGUCCUUGGAGGCCCAUCAACCUCGAAAUUUACGAGUCCCGCCUAUCCGACCUGUACUUCGAGACCACUGUCGACGAGUCCCUCAAGAGUGCCAAGGUCGUUGCCCAUGCCACAACAGAAGGCAAGGCAUCCAAGGUCCGCUUCGACGUCUCGCUCGACGGAAAGUCCGUUGCCUCCGAGACCGUCGCAGCCGAAGCCGACUCGGAUGUUGCCGCCACUUUCCAGAUCCAGGACCCCGCGCUGUGGUACCCUAUUCGCUACGGCAAGCAGCCCCUUUACACUGUCACCGCCACGCUUGUCGACGGCGAUGAGGAGGUUGACAGCCUUUCGAAGAAGAUGGGUAUCCGCAAGGUUGAGCUCGUUCAGCGCCCACUCAAGGAGCAGCCCGGCACAUCCUUCUUCUUCCAGGUUAACAACGUGCCCAUCUUCUGCGGCGGUAGCGACUGGAUCCCUGCCGAUAACUUCAUCCCCCGCAUCAGCAAAGAGCGCUACUACGACUGGGUUCGCCUGCUGGCUGACGGUAACCAGUUCAUGGUCCGCGUUUGGGGCGGCGGCAUUUACGAAGAGCAGGAAUUCUACGACGCAUGCGACGAGUAUGGUAUCCUUGUGUGGCAAGACUUUAUGUUCGGCUGCGGAAACUACCCCGCCUGGCCGGAGCUGCUCAAGUCCAUCGACAGGGAGGCGAGAGUGAACGUCAAGAUGCUCCGCCACCACCCCUCUAUCGUCAUUUGGGCCGGCAACAACGAGGACUACCAGUAUGCAGAGAGCGAAAAUCUUACUUACGACCUUGCCAACAAGGAUGCCGAGAGCUGGCUCAAGACAGACUUCCCCGCGCGCUACAUCUACGAGAAGGUCCUCGUCGACGCCUGCAAGGACCUCAUCCCAGACACCUUUUACCACUUUGGCAGCCCCUGGAGCGGUGACAACACCCGCGACCCCACAGUCGGUGACUUGCACCAGUGGAACGUCUGGCACGGCACGCAAGAGAAGUACCAAAACUUUGACAAGCUCGUCGGCCGCUUCGUCUCCGAGUUCGGCAUGGAGGCGUUCCCCUCAGUCAAGACCAUUGACGCUUAUCUGCCCCUGGGUAAGGACGACCCGGAUCGGUACCCGCAGUCCUCGACCGUUGAUUUCCACAACAAGGCCGACGGCCACGAGCGCCGCAUCGCGUUGUACCUUGUUGAGAACUUCCGCUACGCCCCGGACCCGCUGGAGCAUUUCGUCUACUGCACCCAGCUCAUGCAGGCGGAGUGCCUGGCGUCCGCCUAUCGCCUCUGGAAGCGUCAGUGGAAGGGCCCCGGACGUGAGUACUGUGGCGGUGCGCUUGUGUGGCAGAUCAACGACUGCUGGCCGGUUACCUCGUGGGCCAUCUGCGACUACUACCUCCGUCCCAAGCACGCUUACUUCACCGUCAAGCGCGAGAUGGCCCCCAUCUCCAUCGGCAUCACACGCCACGAGCAUAAGCACGCCCAGGACAAGUACACGCGCGUCAACGUUGACGUCAAGCACCAGAUUGAGAUUUGGGGUUCCAACCUGCAGCUCGAGGAUCUGACCGUCGACUGUCUCGUCAAGGCAUGGGACGUUGAGACCGGCGAGGAGACGUACUCCGAGACCGUCGCCAGCGCAUUCGUGCUCCCUGAGAACAGGUCGACUGAAAUCGCAGCGUUCGAGGUGCCUGCGCCGAAAAAGGGAGAUGAGGCCAAGACUGUCGUCGCGGCGUACCUCAUCCAGGACGGAAAGCAGAUUGCGAGAUACGUCAACUGGCCUGAGCCGCUCAAGUACCUCCACCUGCAGAAGCCAAAGAGCCUCAAGGCUGUGCUGUCGGAGGACGGAUCUGUGGUGCGCGUCAGCGCCGAGGUCCCCGUCAAGGGUCUCGCGUUGGAGAGCGAGGACGACGCGGUCGUAUUCAGCGACAACUUGGUCGAUAUCGUUCCUGGCGAGACGGUGGAGAUUGUCGUCAAGGGUGCUAGCAAGGACAGCAAGAUUGAGACGCGGUACCUGGGUAUGCUUAACUGA
Molecule: messenger RNA, 2559 nt
Organism: Colletotrichum truncatum
Lineage: Eukaryota; Fungi; Ascomycota; Sordariomycetes; Glomerellales; Glomerellaceae
Product: Beta-mannosidase B 2
Biological process (GO): glycoprotein catabolic process; carbohydrate metabolic process
Molecular function (GO): beta-mannosidase activity
Source: RefSeq, a predicted model, not a curated record